Messenger RNA from Aspergillus candidus, 1050 nucleotides. RefSeq lists its product as uncharacterized. The transcript is spliced from 4 exons. Bases 1 to 1050 code for a protein of 349 amino acids. Lineage: Eukaryota; Fungi; Ascomycota; Eurotiomycetes; Eurotiales; Aspergillaceae. The record is from RefSeq and is a predicted model, not a curated record.
AUGGUGGAGCCGCCCAAUACAGCGUAUGGGAAUAAAGGCUCAAUGGUCCUUGGGAUCAGCUGGGCGGAGACCGCCUUGGCUCUGGUACUGGUGGCGCUGCGGGCGAAGACCGCCGCGUUUUGUCUACCAGGGCAUCCGCGGGCGGGGAUCCUCGGUCUGCGCUGGGAUUUCAUCUGGGUGAUCAUUGCGCUGGGGCUCGCCCUGUGCAGUCAGAGCCUGAUGACUGCGAGCGUCCACUACGACCUUAUCAACCACAGCGAGCCACCCGUGCAUGGAUACCUCGUGCAAUCUAAGUUAUGGUCGUGGAUGGGUCAGAUCACCUCUCUGCUGGCCAUGGCAGUGGCGCGGAUCGCGGUUGUCGCACUGCUGCUGACGCUGCAGUCCGGGACGGCAUGUCGCGGCAGGACAGCCCUCUACCUCAUGGCCGCAUUCCAGUUGAUCAUCAGUUUGGUUUUGGUGGUCCUGAUGUUGGCACAAUGCCAGCCGAUGGCGAAGCUCUGGGACAACGAUCUCGACGGUGCCUGUCCUUUGAUCGUCAUGUGCUCGCGAUUUGGCUAUUUCCAUGGCGUCACGGUGCUCCUGGAUUUGAUCCUCGCCUUUUACCCGCUGUACAUCAUCGGACGUCUGCAGCAGAUGAAGCGGUCGACCAAAGUUAGCCUCUGUCUGAUCAUGUGCGGAGGACUGAUAUCUGGGAUCGCCGGACUCAACAAGACGGUUUCCAUUACCCAAAACACCGAGCUGAUCGGCACCGGUACCACCAGCAAGGUCAACGUCUGGGCCCUGACCGAGAUGUGGUUCAUCAUCAUCUUCGGGUCGAUUCCCGUCCUUCGGGCGUGCUUCGUUCGUUUCACGCAGGAUAUCAAGAAGACAGCCGCACGGUCCAGCGGGGCGUCCUCCGACCCGUCCGACCCGGACGGCUCCUGGGUUGAACUCCACAAUCGGUCACAGAGCGUCUGGGUCACGCGGGGACCUACUCACGCCACCGAGGGGUGUCCGGUGCGGCAGAUCCUGGUAACGACCAACACGAGUGUGGUGCGAGAAGGGAAGUAG